Messenger RNA from Talpa occidentalis (Iberian mole), 10489 nucleotides. It is a transcript of the gene COL6A3, whose product is annotated as collagen type VI alpha 3 chain. The record is from RefSeq and is a predicted model, not a curated record. Bases 287 to 9823 code for a protein of 3178 amino acids. Lineage: Eukaryota; Metazoa; Chordata; Mammalia; Eulipotyphla; Talpidae. The transcript is spliced from 44 exons. Gene Ontology annotation, molecular function: serine-type endopeptidase inhibitor activity; protein binding.
GGGAGGAGCUGGAGGAAGCCCUGACUGUACCCCUGGAGCCCUGCCAGUUUGGACUCAAUCUUCCACUCAAGGCCGCUCAGUUCUCCUGGGCUCAGCCGCCUACAAGGACCUUAAGGGGGAGCGGGGUUCCUGCCCUGUGGCUUUCGGGGUUCCCUCUCCUGCGGGAGGCAAGAGCGGUGUUUGGGAGGAGCAUGCCUCAGAGUCCACUUAGCUGAGCCGGGGCCGACACAGGACGCGCUCCCCAGGCUCUCUCAGGGUUCACACUUGGUGCUCAGACAAAACCACGAUGAGGAAACACCACUUGCCCAUCGCGGGCCUCCUGUGCCUCCUCCUCUCAGGCCUCUCCUUGACGGGCGCGCAGCAGCAAGCAGAUGUCAAAAACGGUGCGGCUGCCGAUAUAAUAUUUCUAGUGGAUUCCUCUCGGAGCCCUGGGAAGGACCAUUUCCAACUUGUUCGGGAGUUUCUGUAUGAUGUUAUAGAAGCUUUAGCUGUGGGAGAAAACGAUUUCCGUUUUGCCUUGGUCCAGUUCAACGGCAACCCACAUACCGAGUUCCUGUUAAACUCGUACAGUUCUAGACAAGACGUCCUCGCCCACGUGUCUGGCAUGGCCUACGCCGGGGGCGGCAACCAGACUGGACAGGGGCUAGCGUACGUGAUGCAGCACCACCUGGCCGAGGUUGCCGGGAGCCGGGCCGGGGACGGCGUCCCCCAGGUCAUUGUAGUGGUGACCGACGGACACUCGGAGGAUGGCCUCGCUCUGCCCUCGGGGGAGCUUAAGUCUGCUGACGGUAACCUGUCUGCAGUCGGCGCUGGGGACGCAGGCGUCGAGGAGAAGGCUGGAGGACGGCUCAGGGUGCAUGUUUCCAACCUAGAGAACGUAACCUCCCUUCGUGACGUAGUGGGAGAUGUAGUGGCCUGCGUGCAGUCGUCCGUGGCCCCAGGGAGGGCUGGAGACACAGAGACCCUUAAAGAUGUCACAGCACAAGACUCCGCUGACAUUAUUUUCCUUAUUGAUGGAUCAAACAACACCGGAAGUGUCCAUUUCCCGGUCAUUCGUGACUUCCUUGUAAAUCUCCUUGAGAGACUCUCGGUCGGACCUCAGCAGACCCGAGUGGGGGUGGUCCAGUAUAGCGAUGAGCCCAGAACCAUGUUCUCCUUGGACACCUACCCCACCAAGGCGCAGGUUCUGGAUGCAGUGAAGGCCCUGGGGUUCGCUGGCGGGGAGCUGGCCAACAUCGGCCAGGCCCUUGAGUUCGUGGUGGAGAACCACUUCACCCGGGUGGGGGGCAGCCGCGUGGAGGAAGGGGUUCCCCAGGUGCUGGUCCUCAUUAGUGCCGGGCCCUCUAGUGACGAGAUCCACGACGGGGUGGUGGCCCUGAAGCAGGCUAGUGUGUUCUCGUUCGGCCUCGGAGCCCAGGCCGCCUCCAGGGCAGAGCUGCAGCACGUGGCCACCAAUGACAACCUGGUGUUCACGGUCCCGGAAUUCCGUAGCUUGGGGGAGCUCCAGGAGCAGUUACUGCCCUACAUUGUCGGAGUGGCCCAAAGGCACAUUGUGCUGCAGCCGCCAACCAUUGUCACACAAGUCAUCGAGGUGAACAAGAGGGACAUAGUUUUCCUGGUGGACGGCUCGGCAGCUCUGGGGCCCCUCAAUUUCAACGCCAUCCGGGAGUUCAUCAUCCGAGUGGUGCAGAAGCUGGAGAUCGGCCAGGACCUCAUCCAGGUGGCCGUGGCGCAGUACGGAGACAGCGUGCGGCCCGAGUUCUACUUCAACAACUACUCCUCCAAGAGGGACGUGGUGGCCGCCCUGCGGCGGAUGCAGCCCCUGGACAGCCCGGCCCUCUACACGGGCUCCGCGCUCGACUACGUGCGCAGCAACCUGUUCACCGGCGCCACCGGCUACCGCGCCGCCGAGGGGGUGCCCAGGCUGCUGGUGCUCAUCACGGGCGGGCGGUCGCAGGACGAGGUCAGCCGGCCGGCCCAGGAGCUGAAGCGCAGCGGCAUCCUGACCUUCGCCGUGGGGAGCAAGGCCGCUGACCAGGCGCAGCUGGAGGAGAUCGCCUUCGACCCGUCCCUGGUGUUCGUCCCCGCCGAGUUCCGGGCCGCGCCCCUGCAGGGCUUGCUGCCCAACUUGCUGGCGCCCCUGAGGACCCUCUCUGGAACCACGGAAGUUCACGCAAACAAAAGGGAUAUCAUCUUUCUUUUGGAUGGAUCGCUCAACGUGGGAAAGAACAAUUUCCCUUAUGUGCGGGACUUUGUAACCAGCGUAGUUAGCAGCCUUGACGUGGGCAGCGACAGCAUCCGCGUCGGUGUAGUGCAGUUUAGCGACACUCCGGCCACGGAGUUCUCCCUGAACCAGUACCAGACAAAGCCAGACUUGCUCGCCCACCUGCAGCAGCUGCAGCUCCAGGGGGGCUCGGGCCUGAACACCGGCUCGGCCCUGAGCUAUGUCCUGGCCAACCACUUCACCGAAGCCGGGGGCAGCAGGAUCCGGGAACAGGUGCCCCAGCUGCUGCUCCUGCUCACGGCCGGGCGGGCCCAGGACGCCUACUUGCACGCUGCCAACGCCCUGGCGCGGGCGGGCGUGCUCACCUUCUGCGUGGGGGCGCGCCAGGCCGACAGGGCGGAGCUCGAGCAGAUCGCUUUUAACCCGAGCCUGGUGUACCUCAUGGACGAUUUCAGCUCCCUGCCCGCUUUGCCGCAGCAGCUGAUUCAGCCCCUCACCACGUAUGUUAGUGGAGGUGUGGAGGAGGUGGCCCUCGCCCAGCCAGAGAGCAAGCGGGACGUCCUCUUCCUGUUUGACGGCUCGGCCAACCUUGUGGGCCAGUUCCCCGGCGUCCGGGACUUCCUCUACAAGGUCAUCGAGGAGCUGGACGUGAGGCCGGACGGGACCCGCGUGGCGGUGGCCCAGUACAGCGACGACGUCAGAGUGGAGUCCCGCUUCGACCAGCACCAGCACAAGCCCGAGAUCCUGAACCUGGUGAAGAGGAUGAAGAUUAAGACGGGCAAACCGCUCAACCUGGGCCUGGCGCUGGACUACGCGCAGAAGCACAUCUUCGUGCCGUCGGCUGGCAGCCGCGCGGAGGACGGGGUGCUGCAGCUGCUGGUGCUGCUGGUGGCCGGGAAGGCUUCGGACCACGUGGAGGAGCCGGCCAGGAGGCUGAAGCAGAGCGGCGUGGUGCCCUUCGUCCUGCAGGCCAAGAGCGCGGACCCCGCCGAGCUGGAGCUCGUCGUGCUGUCCCCCGCCUUCAUCCUGGCCGCGGAGUCGCUCCCCAAGAUCGGAGAGCUUCAGCCACAGAUCGUCAACCUCCUGAAGUCCGUGCACAAUGGGGCGGCGACGCCAGUUUCAGGUGAGAAGGACGUGGUGUUUCUGAUCGACGGCUCGGAGGGCGUCAGGGGCGGCUUCUCCCUGCUGAAGGAGUUCGUCCAGAGGGUGGUGGAGAGCCUGGACGUGGGCCGGGACCGUGUCCGCGUGGCCGUGGUGCAGUACAGCGACCGGACCAGGCCCGAGUUCUACCUGAACUCCUACAUGGACCAGCAGAGUGUCAUCAGCGCCAUCCGCCGGCUGACCCUGCUGGGCGGGCCGACCCCCAACACCGGGGCCGCCCUCAGCUUCGUCCUGCAGAAUAUCCUGGUCGAGUCUGCGGGAAGCAGGAUCGAAGAGGGCGUCCCCCAGCUCCUGAUUGUCCUCACGGCCGACCGGUCUGGGGACGACGUGCUGGCCCCCUCCAUAGUCCUGAAGCAGGGCGGGGCGGUGCCCAUCGGCAUCGGCAUCGGCAACGCCGACAUCACAGAGAUGCAGACCAUCUCCUUCAUCCCUGACUUCGCCGUGGCCAUUCCCGACUUCCGCAGGCUGGAGUCCAUCCAGCAGGUGGUCUCGGAGCGGGUGAUCCAGCUCAACCGCCAGGAGGUGGGCAGGCUGCAGCCCGUUCUGGGCCCGCCCGGGCGCCCAGGUGCUGGCGGCAAGAAGGAUGUGGUCUUUCUCAUCGAUGGGUCUCAAGGCGCCGGCCCCGAGUUUCAGCACAUCCGAGCCCUCAUCGAGAGGCUGGUGGACUACCUGGACGUGGGCUUUGACACCACGCGGGUGGCGGUCAUCCAGUUCAGCGAGGACCCGCGGGUGGAGUUCCUGCUGAACGCGCACACCAGCAAGGACGAGGUCCUGAACGCUGUGCGCCAGCUGCGGCCCAAGGGCGGGCGGCAGGUCAACCUCGGGGGCGCCCUGGAGUACGUGUCCAAGAAUAUCUUCAAGAGGCCGCUGGGCAGCCGGAUCGAAGAGGGCGUGCCCCAGUUCCUGGUCCUCGUCUCGUCCGGGAAGUCCACCGACGAGGUGGACGAGGCGGCCGUGGAGCUGAAGCAGUUCGGCGUGGCGCCCUUCGCCGUGGCCAAGAACGCCGACCAGGAGGAGCUGGUGAAGAUCUCCCUGAGCCCCGAGUACGUCUUCUCCGUGAGCACCUUCAGGGAGCUGCCCAGCCUGGAGCAGAAGCUGCUGACCCCCAUCACCACCCUCACCUCGGAGCAGAUUCAGAAGAUCCUGGCCGACAGCCGCUACCCUUCCCCAGCCGUGGAGAGCGACGCUGCCGACAUCGUCUUCCUCAUCGACAGUUCCGACGGCGUCAAGCCCGACGGCCUCGCUCACAUCCGGGACUUUGUCGGCAGGAUCGUGCGCAAGCUCAACAUCGGCCCCAGCAAGAUGCGCAUCGGGGUCGUGCAGUUCAGCAACGAGGUCUUCCCGGAGUUCUACCUGAAGACCCACAAGUCCAAGAUGGCCGUGCUGGACAAUAUCCGCCGCCUGCGCUUCCGUGGGGGCGCCCCGCUGAGCACCGGCAAGGCGCUGGAGUUCGUGGCGCGGAAUCUCUUCGUCAAGUCUGCAGGGAGCCGGAUAGAAGACGGGGUGCCCCAGCACCUGGUCCUCUUUCUGGGCGGGAAGUCGCAGGACGACGUGACCAGGGCCUCGCAGGUGAUGAGGUCCUCGGGGAUCGUGAGCGUGGGCGUGGGGUCCCGGAACAUGGACCGGGCGGAGGCGCAGACCAUCACCAGCGACCCCAGCCUGGUGGUCACCGUGCGGGAGUUCAGAGACCUCCCCAACGUGGAAGACCAGGUCAUGAACGCGUUCGGCCCCUCCAGGUUCACGCCGGCCCCCCCGGGAGUGGACGUUCCUUCCCCCUCGUGGCCAGAGAAAAACAAGGCGGACAUCGUGUUUCUGCUGGAUGGGUCCAUCAAUUUCAGAAGGGAAGCGUUCCAGGAGGUGCUCCGCUUCGUGUCCGAGAUCGUGGACACGCUCUAUGAAGGGGGCGACUCCAUCCAGGUGGGGCUGGUCCAGUACAACUCCGACCCCACCGACGAGUUCUUCCUGAAGGACUACUCCUCCAAGGAGCAGAUCAUCGACGCCAUCAACAAGGUGGUCUACAAGGGCGGGCGGCAUGCCAACACCAAGGUGGGCAUCGAGCACCUGCGGCAGAAGCAUUUCGUGCCCGAGGCGGGCAGCCGCCUGGACCAGAGGGUGCCCCAGAUCGCCUUUGUGAUCACGGGCGGGAAGUCGGUGGAGGACGCGCAGGAGGCGAGCCUGGCGCUCACCCAGAGCGGCGUCAAGGUGUUCGCGGUGGGCGUGAGGAACAUCGACUCCGGGGAGGUUGGGAAGAUCGCCUCCAACAGCGCCACGGCCUUCCGCGUGGGCAACGUGCAGGAGCUGUCAGAGCUGAGCGAGCAGGUGCUGGAAACGCUGCAUGACGCCAUGCACGAGACCUUGUGCCCUGGUGUGAGCGACGUCUCCAAGGUCUGUAACCUGGAUGUCAUUCUGGGCUUCGACGGCUCAAGCAACCAGAACGUCUUUGUGACCCAGAAAGGUCUGGAGUCCAAGGUGGACACCAUCUUGAACAGGAUCAGCCAGAUGCAGAGGAUUAGCUGCAGCGGCAGCCAGUCCCCCAUGGUGCGGGUGUCCGUGGUGGCCAACACGCCCUCGGGACCCGUGGAGGCCUUUGACUUUGACGAGUACAGGCCGGAGCUGUUUGAGAAGUUCCGGGGCAUGCGCAGCCGGCACCCGUACGUCCUCACAGCGGACACGCUGAAGCUGUACCAGAACAAGUUCAGUCAGGCCUCGCCCGACAGCGUGAAGGUGGUCAUUCACUUCACCGACGGGGCAGAUGGAGACAUGGCUGAGUUACAGAAAGCUUCAGAGCAGCUUCGACAAGAAGGCGUCCGGGCGCUGAUCCUGGUGGGCCUGGAACGCGUGGCCGACUUGGAGGGGCUGAUGCACUUGGAGUUCGGCCGAGGAUUCACCUACAACCGGCCCCUGCGGCUGAACCUGCUGGACCUGGACUACGAGCUGGCGGAGCAGCUGGACAACAUUGCCGAGAAGGCCUGCUGUGGGGUUCCCUGCAAGUGCUCCGGGCAAAGGGGCGACCGCGGCUCCAUCGGCAGCAUCGGGCCCAAGGGCGUUUCCGGAGAGGACGGCUACCCGGGCUACCCCGGCGAGGAGGGAGGCCCCGGAGAGCGGGGUCCGCCUGGCGUGAACGGCACUCAAGGCUUUCAGGGCUGCCCCGGCCAGAGGGGCGUGAAGGGCUCUCGUGGAUUCCCAGGGGAGAAGGGCGAGCUGGGGGAGAUCGGACUGGACGGGCUGAAUGGCGAAGACGGGGACAAGGGCCUGCCCGGGUCGUCUGGAGAGAAGGGGAAUCCCGGGCGGAGGGGCGACAAAGGGCUGAAGGGAGACAAGGGAGAGCGGGGAGACCUCGGGAUCCGAGGGGACCCGGGAGACUCGGGACGGGACAGCCAGCAGCCAGGACCAAGAGGAGAAGCUGGGGACCUCGGCCCCCUGGGCCUUCCUGGGCGAGACGGAGUGGCCGGGACCCUGGGAGAAGCCGGCAAGGACGGCGGCUUUGGCCGAAGGGGACCAGCGGGAGCGAAGGGCAACACAGGCGGUCCGGGCCCACAGGGCUCUGCAGGGGAGCAGGGGUCCCGCGGAGCACAGGGCCCCCCAGGCCCCACAGGUCCUCCAGGCCUGAUUGGUGAACAGGGCAUUCCUGGAGCUCGGGGAAGUGGAGGGCCCCCGGGGGCACCUGGAGAUCGUGGCAGAACCGGUCCCCUGGGAAGAAAGGGGGACUCUGGAGACCCAGGACCCAAAGGUGGACUCGGGACCCGGGGCCCUCGCGGGGAGUCGGGAGACGACGGGCGAGACGGCGUGGGCGGUGAAGGACGCAAGGGCAGAAAGGGUGAAAGGGGGUUCCCAGGACACCCUGGCCCCAAGGGAACCCAGGGUGAGCCAGGGACAGACGGAACCCCGGGACCCAAAGGAUCCAGAGGACGAAGGGGAAAUUCAGGACCUCCCGGGACAAUGGGCCAGAAGGGAGACCCUGGCUACCCAGGACCCUCCGGUCACCAAGGCAACAGAGGCGACUCGGUGGAUCAAUGUGCCCUGAUCCAGAGCAUUAAAGACAAGUGUCCUUGCUGCUACGGGCCCCUGGAAUGCCCCGUCUUCCCGACGGAGCUGGCCUUCGCCCUGGACACCUCCGAGGGGGUCACCCAGGACAUCUUCAGCCGGAUGAGGGAGGUGCUGCUGAAGCUCGUGGGCGACCUGACCAUCGCAGAGAGCAACUGCCCGCGGGGCGCCCGGGUGGCUGUGGUCACCUACAACAACGAGGUGACCACGGAGAUCCGGUUCGCGGACUCCAAGAGGAAGUCCGUGCUCCUGGACAGGAUCCGGAACCUGCAGGUUGCCCUCACAUCCAAGCAGCAGAGCCUGGAGAACGCCAUGUCGUUUGUGGCCAGGAACACGUUCAAGCGUGUGCGGAGCGGCUUCCUCAUGAGGAAAGUGGCCGUUUUCUUCAGCAACAAGCCCAGCAGGGCGUCCCCACAGCUCAGGGAGGCCAUCCUGAAACUCUCAGACGCCGGCAUCACGCCCCUGUUCCUUACCACCCAGGAGGACCGCCAGCUGGCCAAUGCGCUGCAGAUCAACAACACGGCGGUGGGGCACGCGCUCGUCCUGCCCCCCAGGAGGGACCUCGAGGGCUUCUUGAAGACCGUCCUGACCUGCCACGUCUGCCUGGACAUCUGCAACAUCGACCCAUCCUGCGGCUUUGGCAGCUGGAGACCGGCCUUCAGGGACAGGCGAGCGGCGGGCAGCAGCUCGGACGUCGACGUGGCUUUCAUCUUGGACAGCUCCGAGUCCACCUCCCUGUUCCAGUUCAACGAGAUGAAGAAGUACAUCGGGUACCUGGUCAGGCAACUGGACCUCAGCCCAGACCCCAAGACCUCCCAGCACCUCGCCCGGGUGGCGGUGGUGCAGCAGGCCCCCUACGAGUCCCUGGGGGACCCCGAUGUGCCGCCUGUGAAGGUGGACUGCGCCCUGACUGAUUACGGCUCCAAGGAGAAGCUGGUGAACUUCCUCAGCAGGCGGGUGGCGCAGCUGCAGGGCACCAUGGCCCUGGGCAGGGCCGUCGACUACACGGUGGAGACGGUCUUCGAGCAGGCCCCGCACCCGCGCGACCUGAAGAUCCUGGUGCUGAUGCUGACCGGGGCGGUGCCGGAGCAGCAGCUGGAAGAGGCCCAGCAGGCCCUCCUGCGGGCCAAAUGCAAAGGCUACUUGGUUGUGAUCCUGGGCAUUGGCAGGAAGGUGAACGUCAAGGACCUGUACACCUUCGCCAGCGAGCCCAGCGAUGUUUUCUUCAAGCUGGUGCAGACGUCAACCGAGCUCAACGAGGAGCCGCUCAUGCGGUUUGGGAGGCUGCUGCCCUCCUUCGUCAGCAGUGAGAAUGCUUUUUACUUGUCCCCAGAUGUCAAGAAGCAGUGUGACUGGUUCCAAGGGGACCAGCCGGCCAAGAAUGUUGUGAAGUUUGGUCACAAACACGUGAAUGUCCCAAAUAACGUUACUUCAAGUCCUACAUCCAAACCGGUGAUGACCAUGAAGCUGACGGCCAGCAUGGGUGCCGUGGCCUCCACCUUGAAGCCGGUCCCAGCGGCGAAUCUGCCCGUGGCCAAGCCAGCUGCUGAGAAACCGGCUCCUGCCAGGCCCGUGGCCGCCAAGCCUGUGGCUGCCAAGCCUGUGGCUGCCAAGCCGGAGGCCACCAAGCCGGAGGCCACACGGACAGCCACGGCCAGACCCCCCGUGGCUGCGAGGCCAGCGGCAGGGAGGCCAGCAGGAGGGAGGCCCACAGCCAGAAACUCGAUGGCUGCCAAGCCUAUGGCCACAAAGCCAGAGGGCCCCAGACUCCAGGCAGCCAAACAGGCCUCCACCAGGCCGGCCACAGCCAAGCCCGUGGCUAAACUGCCCCGGGAGGUCCACGUGUCUGAGGUCACGGAAAACAGCGCCAAGCUGCGCUGGGAGCGGCCAGAGCCCCCCAGCCCGUACUUUUACCACCUGAUCAUCACCUCAGCCCACGACCAGUCCCUGGUCCUGAGGCAGAACCUCUCCGUGGCGGAGCGCACCAUCGGGGGCCUGAGGGCCGGCCACACCUACCACGUGACCGUGGUCUGCUACCUGAGGGCCCAGGUCCGAGCCACCUACCACGGCACCUUCAGCACAAAGAAAACGCAGCCGCCACCCCCACCGGCAGCCAGGUCGGCUUCCAGUGCAACCAUCGACCUGAUGGUGAACACAGACCCCAUGGCUGGCGCAGAAACAGACAUCUGCAAGCUGCCCAAGGACGUCGGAACGUGCAAGAAAUUCGUGCUGAAAUGGUUCUAUGACUCCAAAAGCAAAAGCUGUGGCCGAUUCUGGUACGGAGGCUGCAGUGGGAACGAGAACAGAUUCGAGACGCAGGACGAAUGUGAAAAGGUCUGCGGUCCUGUGCUCGUCAGCGCCAACGCCGGGGCCAUGGCCGCCAUCGGGACCUAAGCGGGCGGGCCGUCCACAUACCUCUUGAAGAAGGAGUCAGCCGUUUGCAGCCGUCUCCGCAGAAGCUCUGGGGGUCUCCUGCCCUGUGCAUUUCACGCUUUCAUUGACGCUCGGACUUGGGAGGAAAGGUUCUGCCGCGAGGCUAUCAACUUGGUGCUAAAUGUGUCUGUGGACCCAACGCUCGUGUCCCCAGGCCGUCACGCCCGCCCGGGAGUGCUGGGUAACGGUGACCCGCUGCUGGUGGCUCCGCGGACGCUCCUGUCCAUCCGAAUGCCCUCUGGAGGCUCACGCUGCGCCUGCCGAGGCGCAUGGAAGGUCUAGAGAGCAGCCCCGACCUCACCGCUCACGUGCGCUUCUGCUUGGCUCACCCUCCUGAGCAUUCCCGCGCCGGCCGGCGGGAGCCCUGUCCGGGCUGGUCGCCGGCCUUUCCCCUUCUCAAGCCCCUAAGAAUCGCUGUAGCUAGCAGGAGGCGAGCCCCCGGCCUUGGUGCACCGCGGUGGGACCGGAGGCUGCGAGCGCGAACGGAGAGUGGCGGGAGAGCAGGCUGCGGCGCUCCUCUGAUGUGUGUGUCUGUGUUUUUGUUUUUUUUUAAUCCAGGGGGGUUUAAUUUUAAUUUUAAAAUUUUUAGGAAAUUUAUACAAAGAAACUUUUUAAUAAAGUAUAUUA